AUGGCGAACUGGAGUCCUAAUUCCUGGACCACAAAACCCAUCAAGCAGGAUGUGGUCUACGAGGAUGUACAAGGUGUCAAAGAUGCACUGGAAAAGCUCCAUAAGCUCCCACCGCUUGUUACCACCCAAGAGAUCAACAACCUCAAGAGCAGCCUGAGAAAUGUAGCCCUGGGGAAGGCGUUCGUUCUCCAAGGAGGCGAUUGUGCCGAACUAUUUGACUACUGCAAUCAAGAUAUGAUCGAGGCCAAAGUCAAGCUUUUGCUGCAAAUGAGUUUGAUUCUCAUCUGGGGAGCCAACAAACCCGUCAUUCGAAUUGCCCGCAUUGCAGGCCAAUUUGCCAAACCGCGAUCCAGCCCCACAGAAGUCAUCAGCGGGGUAGAGAUGCCCUCAUUCCGUGGCGACAAUAUCAAUGGGUUUGCUGCCGACGUGGAAUCCAGGCGUCCAGACCCAUCGCGUCUGGUAUCAGCAUACUUUCACUCUGCGGCGACCUUGAAUUACCUGCGUGCAUCUCUUUCUUCGGGUCUUGCAGACCUUCACUCUCCUCUCGACUGGGGUCUCGGCCAUGUUAUCACUCCCGCAAUCAGGGAGCAAUACGCCCAAAUUGUCAAAGCAGUCAAAGAUGCGCUAAAAUUCAUGAAGACUGUCGGCAUUGAUAAAGAUCGAGGUGUAGAGACCGCUGAUAUCUAUACCAGCCACGAGGGACUGUCCUUGGAAUACGAACAGAGUCUGACACGAUUGCUCCGGCACCCAGCUCAUGCCAGCACGGAAACAACGGGGGAGAUGGGAAGUGGUUUCUACGCCACCUCUGGCCACUUCAUCUGGAUUGGUGACCGCACGCGACAGCUCGAUGGUGCCCAUGUGGAGUUCUUCCGUGGAAUUGCCAACCCAAUCGGCAUCAAGGUUGGACCUAGUAUGCAGGGCGAUGAGCUAGUCCGCUUGCUCGAUGUGGUAAACCCAGCCAAGGAAAUCGGUAAAGUGACUCUCAUAUCACGAUACGGCGCGAAGAAAAUUGCCAAUUUCCUUCCAGGCCACAUUGCCGCUGUCCAGGCGUCUGGCCAUAUUCCUGUCUGGCAAUGCGACCCGAUGCAUGGCAAUACACAAGCGACUCCCUCCGGCGUCAAGACUCGUCACUUUACGGAUAUAUUAGAGGAACUGCGACAGGCUUUGGAGAUUCAUCGGGCGGCCGGGUCAUUCUUGGGUGGUAUGCAUCUCGAGCUGACCGGCGAAGCAGUAACCGAGUGCGUGGGCGGUGCGGCUGGGCUUACUGAGGAUGGGCUCGGGGAACGGUAUACAACAUUCUGUGACCCUCGUCUCAAUGAGAAGCAAGCUCUUGAAUUGGCCUUCCUUGUUGCAGGUUUCUACCGCCAGGAGUCAGACGAUUAA
Messenger RNA from Penicillium cosmopolitanum, 1383 nucleotides. RefSeq names its product 3-deoxy-7-phosphoheptulonate synthase class II. Gene Ontology annotation, molecular function: 3-deoxy-7-phosphoheptulonate synthase activity. Gene Ontology annotation, biological process: aromatic amino acid biosynthetic process. The record is from RefSeq and is a predicted model, not a curated record. NCBI's taxonomy places the organism in Eukaryota, Fungi, Ascomycota, Eurotiomycetes, Eurotiales, Aspergillaceae. Bases 1 to 1383 code for a protein of 460 amino acids. The transcript has 6 exons.